Malus domestica (apple) is the source of this 330-nucleotide messenger RNA. RefSeq lists its product as uncharacterized. NCBI's taxonomy places the organism in Eukaryota, Viridiplantae, Streptophyta, Magnoliopsida, Rosales, Rosaceae. The record is from RefSeq and is a predicted model, not a curated record.
AUGAAUAUAGAUGUAGCUGGGUUGCAUAGAAAGCUCCAAUUAAAUGAACUCGAGGAGAUUAGGCACAAGGCUUACGAGAACGCUCGCAUUUACAAGGACAAGACCAAGGCAUAUCAUGAUAAGAUGCUUUGUACAAAGACAUUCUCCAAGGGGCAGAAAAUGCUCCUCUUUGAUUCUCAACUUCGGUUAUUUCCCAUCCAAGUUCAAAGCUUGAAAACCGGCCACGAAUUCAAGGUGAAUGGGCAUCGUUUGAAGCCCUAUUACGACUUGUUUGAAGAGCAUGUAGUGGAGGAACUAUCCCUCUAUGCCGUGGGCUCCAAGGAGGCUUGA